Messenger RNA from Anolis sagrei ordinatus, 2701 nucleotides. It is a transcript of the gene GLP1R, whose product is annotated as glucagon like peptide 1 receptor. NCBI's taxonomy places the organism in Eukaryota, Metazoa, Chordata, Lepidosauria, Squamata, Anolidae. Gene Ontology annotation, cellular component: plasma membrane. Gene Ontology annotation, biological process: cell surface receptor signaling pathway; positive regulation of blood pressure; adenylate cyclase-activating G protein-coupled receptor signaling pathway. Gene Ontology annotation, molecular function: glucagon receptor activity; glucagon-like peptide 1 receptor activity; peptide hormone binding. The record is from RefSeq and is a predicted model, not a curated record.
ACUGCGGUCCCGGGAAGCGAUUGGCUGGGACUCCUCGUCGUCUGGGCUGAGCCCGGCUCCAAGGUUUCUCUCCUCCGCCUGCCUUACAAAGGCUGCCCCCCGACAAAGUUCGCUCCAAGUCUGCCGCUGGGCUCCCGAAGUGAGGCUCGGCUCCAUCCCCGCGCCUUUCAUCUCCUGCCUCCGACGCGGCUCUGGCGACAGCGGCAUCCCAAGGGCGGCGGGGAAGGCAAGGCAAACCCUCCGGAGAUGCCCUCUCCUUGGCUGCCUUGGAGGAGGCUCGCCUUGGCUCUGCUGCUCCUGGCCAGCCGAGGGGUGGCUCCAGCCAGGCAGGUACCUAAACACCAGCGUUUGGAUUAUUUUGUUGAAAAACUGGAUCAGAGUGGAAGUAAUGAUUCGGCUAUCAAUAAAGGAAUGGGACAGGAAGUGCCUGCUCCUCGGCUUGCACCUUCAUCUCAGAGACCACAGUUUUCAAUUCCAUCACUAAAACAAAACUGGGAAGAAUACCGGCUUCAGUGUUUUAAGUAUUUCCAUGAAACACCGCCUCUUGUGUCAGAGGGCAAAUUCUGCAACAGAACAUUUGAUGAUUAUGUAUGUUGGCCUGAUGGUCUGCCUGGCACCUAUGUGAAUAUGAGUUGCCCUUGGUAUCUCCCAACACCUAGCUCAGGGCAGGUUUACCGCUUCUGUACACUUGAGGGCACAUGGCUGCUAGAGGAGAAUUCAACAAAUCCCUGGCGAAACAUUUCUGCCUGUACACUUCCUGAUGAAGAUUCACCAGAAAGACAGAUGCUAUUCCUUUCGGUCAUCUACACAACUGGCUAUGCGCUUUCUUUUUCUGCCCUUGUCAUCGCAAGUGGCAUCCUCCUCGGAUUCAGGCAUCUGCAUUGCACCAGGAACUAUAUCCACUUGAACCUUUUUGCCUCCUUUAUCCUACGUGCCGCAUCCAUCUUCAUUAAAGACUCCAUGAUCACUUGGAUGUAUAAGACAGCGCCUCGUGAAGAACAGUGGGAAAAUUUAAUCUCUUAUCAGGAAUCACUCAGUUGCCGUUUGAUCAUUGUAAUGAUGCAGUAUUGUGUGACUGCAAACUACUACUGGCUGUUGGUGGAAGGGAUGUACCUGUACACAUUACUAGCUCUAUCAGUAUUUUCUGAGCAGAGAAUUUUUCGACUUUACCUUUGCAUUGGCUGGGGUGUGCCAAUGCUGUUUGUUAUCUUCUGGGGAAUUGUCAAGUACCUAUAUGAAGAUGAGGGUUGCUGGAAUAAGAACCUAAACAUGAACUACUGGCUGAUCAUCAGGUUGCCCAUUCUUGUUGCUAUUGGGGUUAAUUUUUUGAUCUUUAUUAGAGUUAUAUGCAUUAUAAUUUCGAAGCUGCAAGCCAACCUUCUGCGUAAAACUGACAUAAAAUGCAGAUUGGCCAAAUCUACCCUGACUCUGAUUCCACUGCUGGGGACACAUGAGAUUGUCUUUGCUUUUGUUACUGAUGAACAUGCCAAAGGGACACUGCGUUUUGUGAAACUCUUUUUUGAACUUUCCUUCUCUUCCUUCCAGGGUCUUCUGGUUGCCAUACUCUACUGUUUUAACAACAGUGAGGUUCGGACAGAAUUUCAGAAAAGCUGGGAGCGCUGGAGACUAGAACACUUUUAUGACCAAAGAGAUAGCAGUAUGAAGCCACUCAAGUAUCCAGCUAACAGCAUAAGCAGCGGAGGUACAGUUGGAAGCACGGUUUAUGCUGCCACUUGUCAGGCUACAUUCAGCUAAGGUUUUUUUUUUUUUUUUUGAGAGGCAAAUGCAAAAGAGCCAGGCCAUCUGACCUGAACUGUGGGAGGUAACAUUGAAUGCCCAGCCAGACUGAUUGGGAUUGGCUCUUGAAUACUUGAGCCACUAUUGUUCAUUGCAGCAGGCCGCUGGCUAAGAACUUUAAAUAACCCAGUCUGCUAAUAUAAUCAGUGCAUUUGAAAGAAGGAUAUUCCCUUCAAAGUAAGUUUAAAGAGGUCUUUCCCCCCAAUUAAUAUCAAAGGCCUCUAGGUAUCCUAAGCACUGCUGAUGCAGUCACAAAGCAUGAGGUUAAUACGGUAUCUUAUUACUGAUGAUUAAAUUUCAGAAAUAUCGCUAAUUAGCUGUGACAAAAAAUACUUCAACUGAGAAAGGCAAGGCUAAUCUCUCUCAUGAUAGUCAUCAUAAUCAGAAGCUAACUUUCAAGGCAAUUAUGUGUAUUCAUUUGAUUCUAUUAUUGCAGGAAUCAAGGAAGGCCCCCUCUUUCCCUGGGUCCUUCCUGUUACCAAAAAUAUUCAUUACCAUUCCAUUUGAACUGCAGUGCAUUAGAACUGGAAUAAGCAUAUUUCCCCCCAUUGUUUAAUUUUUGGAAGGUGUUUUCUGGUACACCACUGAGACGGGAGAACAUACAGCAUGUUUAGAAAAAAAAUAGGAAAAAGUCUACCCUGUAGCCAUUCUACAGCAUUACGCCCAUCUUUAAAUUGUGCAAUUUGUGCAAUUUUCUUUAGCAUUGGCACCCAUGCCUUCCAUAUCAAAAACACAACUGCAUACGCCUAGUGAAGGCACAAUUUAUCUGCAGCACCACAGUUGUUCCUGCUUGGACAUCUAUUGCGUGGGGACAAGAUAUUAUGUUUGGCAGCAUGCGAUCUCACAUUUAUUUAUUUAAUUAUUUUGCAUAUUUGUAUACCAUCCUUCUCACCCCUAAGGUGGG